Molecule: messenger RNA, 2491 nt
Organism: Hypoxylon trugodes
Lineage: Eukaryota; Fungi; Ascomycota; Sordariomycetes; Xylariales; Hypoxylaceae
Product: transmembrane amino acid transporter protein-domain-containing protein
Exons: 8
Coding region: 256-2277 (673 amino acids)
Biological process (GO): amino acid transmembrane transport
Cellular component (GO): vacuolar membrane
Molecular function (GO): amino acid transmembrane transporter activity
Source: RefSeq, a predicted model, not a curated record
GUAUAUCUCAACCAAUCUUACACUUCGAGCUCACAUUCGUCAUUCCUUUUGCUCGAUCCCUUCGAUCCUGUGGUGGUCGACUCAAUUAUAUACCUAUAUCCCUAUUUUGCAAGGGUUCUGCCCGUACCCACAUUGUCAAGUCCUCGUUGUUAUCCUCAGCGUUCAAAUCUGUAUCCACGAGAUUGUUUAGAACAAUUUAAGGGAUCUUUCUUAUAUAUAGGAACUUUCAAAGUUCCGGCGACUAGGCAUUCAGCUAUGCCUGCGAGACAGCCGACAACGUGGGAUGAAUAUGAACGCGGGGCCUCUCCAGGCCGAAGCGACAGUCUAUCUUCCUUUGCUAACCAAAGUGUUCGCUCUGAGGAUCAAGCCUUGUUGAGUGAACAGAGUGGCAAUGAAUACGAUGAAGACCGGCCACAUCGAACAGGACGAAGAUCGUCUAUGACAAACCGCCUUGCUGCGUUGACCGAUAUUGGAGGCGUUAACAGUAUCAGGUCUUUUAGUAGAAGUUGGCAGCGCGCUGCUGUUUUCCCUGAAAUCAUACCACAACAGCCAUCAUUCACAUUUGCUCCCGAUCAACAACCAGUCCAGGAAGUGGAUCCUAGCCCAUAUGCUAGGCGCGACAUCGAAGCGGGUCCUAGGACGUCUCUUUUAAGGAGUGGCCUUGAGGAGGCAUCGCCGUCCGAUAAUGUCGACAAUAGGGGAUCAGGGCUCGCCGAAACGCCUUCGUCGCAAACAGAUGGGCCGGAGGGUGAACGUAAACGCUUAGGCGAUGACCUCUUCAGAACAGCAUCACCAUCUGGCUCCGUCCGCAGCAAUUCAAUAUUCGCAGUACCGCCACAUCUAUCUGUUUCUCCUUUAGUUGGCAGCUAUGGAUCUGUUCGUAGUUACGGUACUGUUGAGACGGCAGCUUCUUAUUCUUCCAUGAUCCACGCCGCAGACUUGUGGCGCCGACAGCGAGAGUCGGGAGCUAAUGUCCCCGAUGGAGAACGACCGCACAUUCUAGUGAAGGAGGUCGAACAAGAAGGGAGAAUUGUGCUAGCCGUGUCGGGUCAAUCGACGCUGCCUCAAACAGUUGUAAACUCUACCAAUGUCUUAAUCGGCGUUGGCAUAUUGAGUCUGCCCAUGGGCCUCAAAUAUUCCGGCUGGCUCUGUGGACUAGUUGCUCUCCUGUUAUGCGCCGGAAUUACCAGCUGGACAGCCAGGCUAUUAGCAAAAUGCAUGAACCUCGACCCAACCAUCAUCACAUUUUCUGACAUAGCGUACAUUUCCUUCGGUCGCAAAGCCCGCAUCGUGACAGCAGUACUAUUUACCCUUGAAUUGCUUGCGGCUUGUGUGGCUCUCAUCGUGCUUUUCGCCGACUCUUUAGCGCUCCUGUUUCCCGGUACACUAAGCAUCACCGAGUGGAAAGUUGUUUGUACCCUAGUCCUCAUACCUUUGCAAUUCGCUCCACUGUCUCUCCUAUCUGUUACCAGCUUUGUCGGCGUACUCUCAUGUUUAAGUAUUGCCAUCAUUGUUAUUAUUGAUGGCUUAUUAAAACCGCAUGCACCCGGCUCCCUCAUAGAUCCCGCUGCGACGUACUUGUUCCCAGCCAACUGGUUGACACUACCCCUAUCCUUUGGACUACUCAUGUCUCCUUGGGGCGGACAUAGUGUUUUCCCGAACAUCUACCGUGAUAUGCGACAUCCAUACCGUUACAAAGAGGCCGUUAGUUAUACAUUUAGCUUUACUUUAAUCGUAGAUGCCGCUGUUGCCAUCGUGGGAUUACUAAUGUUCGGUGAUGGUGUUCGCGACGAGAUCACAAGCAACAUUCUUGAGAACACAGGAUAUCCUGAAGUUACGAGGAUUCUUCUUGUGAUUUUCAUUGCUAUCAUCCCCUUGACGAAAAUACCUCUAAACUCACAACCAAUCGUCACAACAUUGGAAGUUGUAUUCGGGCUUCGUCAGCAAGUUGUGUCCGAAGAGACCCCUCUCGUCGGUCUCUCUAGUAGCUCGAGAGGAGUCCUGAAGGCCCUCGUCCGGAUCCUAACGUUACUAGUAUUUUUGGCGAUUGCUAUUCUCUUUCCAGCCUUUGACACAAUCAUGGCAUUCAUGGGUAGCGCCCUAUGCUUCACCAUUUGUGUUACACUUCCUCUAGCCUUCUACCUAAAGCUAUUCGGCCAUGAAAUCAAUGUGCGAGAGCGCAUGGUCACUUGGACUAUUAUGAUCAUAUCUUGUGCUAUAUCUCUUGUUGGAACCGUUUGGGCUUUCUUACCUAAGGAUCUCAUUGGGGCAAACUGAUAGAGAAAAAGCGUGUUAGAUCGAAUUUCAUAUGGGUGGGCUUUCAAGGGGCGUUGGGGCUAUUUUGAACUUCCCGGCAUAGUAGGAUUCAUAUGCAUCAGCAUAAUCAACAAGCGUGGCACAGACGUUAGAAUAAUAUCGUAGCAUCAUACUUUAUACCUUGGUGGAUAUUUGCACAUCAGAUAAUAUUGGUUUAGUUUUACGUAUAGGAUAG